GGAAGAACAGUCUGUUUGACUGCUGGAAUCGGGAAAUCGCAAGCAGCCGUAGCUGCUGGUUUGUAGUCGCGAUUAGGCUGGUUGGCUACGAGCAGCGAGCAGCAAUCUGCUGUUUGACCAGCCUCGAAGCAGCAAGCUGCUGGUCUGUACUCAGCAAGGCUGCUGGUCCGCGAAGAAGCAGCCGAGGCUGCUAGUUGGGUUCGAGCAGCGCGCAGCAAGCUGCUGUUUGACCAUCCUCGAAGCAGCAAGCUGCUGUUUGACUAGCCUCGAAGCAGCAAGCUGUUGGUCUGUACACAGCAAGGCUGCUGGUCCGCGAAGAAGUAGCCGAGGCUGUUGGUUGGGUGCGAGUAGCGUGCAGCAAGCUGCUGUUUGACCAGAAAUUCGAAGCAGCGAAGCUAUUGUUUUGGGACGCAGCAAGCUGCUGGUUCGUGGAAGGGCAGCCAAGCUGCUGUCGGUCGUGAAGGGGCUGCUGGUUGGGCUCGAACAGCUCACACAGCCGCUGUGUUUGACCAGAAAAUCGGAGCAAGACUGUUGUUUCAGACGCAAGUUUGGAAACCCGAUCGGGAACUGAUGUAGCUACUGUUUGUGACCUUUCUUCCCUACCUUUUAUUUUAAAGAUUGUGGGAUUUCUCCUCAAUCCUCCGAGGCUCUUCUGCGUCAUCUGAAUGUUGUGCAUAGCAUUCUCGUCAACAAAUAUUUUCAAAAGUUACCAAUACCGUGGAUGGAGAACUUGCACCAAUGUUAUUCCUUUUGCCAAGCACACAUCCAGGGAUAGAGAGAUGAGUAUAGACAGCAGACACCGGACCCUAGGAAGUGGUGUUCUUGAUUAUCUAAAGCGAAUGCAAGCAGAGAAUCCCAGUUUCUUUUAUGCAAUUCAAUGCGAUGGUGAGCAAUCAAAUGGAAAUGUCUUUUGGGCUGAUUCAACUUUCAGGAUGAAUUACAAUUAUUUUGGUGAUACUGUUAGACUAGACACCUCAUACAGAGCUAAUCACUAUAGGGUACCAUUGGUCUCCAUCACUGGACUUAAUCACCAUGGUCAACCCAUUUUAUUUGGUUGUGGAUUGCUUCAUUAUGAGUCUGAGUCUGCAUAUGUUUGGCUACUCCAAAAUUGGCUUCAUGCAAUGUCUGGAAACUACCCAGUCUCAAUUACAACAGAACCCGAUCAUCAUAUUCAGAUGGCUGUUGCAGAGGUUCUGCCUCAAACCCGUCAUCGUUUCUGUAAAUGGAGCAUAUUUAGAGAAACCCAAGAGAAACUUGCUCAAACGCAUCCUACAUUUGAUAAGGAGUUGGGAAAGUGCAUUCAUGAGACAGGGACAGUAGAUGAGUUUGAAUCUUGUUGGCAAGCUCUUGUUGAGAGAUACUCCCUCAUUGAUGAUGAAUGGGUUCAGUCAAUUUACAAUGCACGUCAUCAAUGGGUUCCUGUUUACUUGCAAGAGACAUUUUUUGGAGAAUUAUAUACAACCAUACCGCUAAACAUGUUCUUUGAUGGUUAUGUGAAUGCAACAACAUCAAUACAGUCACUGGUUAAACAAUAUGAGGAUGCAGUAACAAGUUGGCAUGAGAUGGAACUAAAGGCAGAUUUUGAGACUACUAACACUAUGCCACUUUUGAAAACACCUUCUCCUAUGGAAAAACAAGUUGCCAAUCUAUAUACUCGAAGAGCAUUUAUAAAAUUUCAAGAGGAGCUAGUAGAGACCCUUGCUAAUCCAGCAACUAAACUUGAAGAUAAUGGGACUGUUGCAACAUAUCGGGUGGCCAAAUUUGGGGAAGAGCAGAAAGCACACGUUGUUAGGUUCAAUCCAUUUGAAAUGAAAGCAAAUUGUAGCUGCCAUAUGUUUGAGUUUUCAGGCAUUAUAUGUCGGCAUGCUUUAUCAGUUUUUAGAGCAAAAAAUGUUCUUACGCUUCCAUCUCAAUAUAUUUUGAAGAGAUGGACAAGGGAUGCCAAGAGAGAAGAAUAUGUUCCAGAACUACCAAGCAAUUCUCAAGACUCUUUGACUGUACGCUAUAGCAAUCUAAGACAAGAGGCCAUAAAAUUUGUAGAAGAAGGAGCAAAAUCUAUACAUAUAUACAACGCAGCAUUGGAUGCUCUGCAAGUGGCUGCAAAGAAAGUUGCUGCAUCAAAGAAACAACGCUCUCGUGGUGUCGUAUUAAAUGGAGGAAUUCGAGAGACUGAUCUGGAUAAAGGAAGUCAACUAACGCCAUAUCAAUCUAGAGCUGAGAAAGAAAAGAAAAUUCGCGAAUUGAGUGCUGAGUUGGACAACACAAAUGAGCGGUGCGAAGUUUAUCGUGCAAAUCUACUGGCAGUUCUGAGAGAUAUGGAGGAGCAGAAGUUGAAGCUAUCAGUUAAAGUGCAGAAUGCAAGGCUAAGCUUGAAAGAAUAAAUACAGUUGCUGCAACACUGGACUCAACUCUCUCAAUUGUUUUGAUGUGUCCAGUUAACAGAACCCAUGUACAGCCAGGGGAGGUUGCGGGGAAAACCUAAAUAAAAAAUAAAGAACAGCCUAACAAUCAUUAGAUUAAAAGUUGAAAUUAGAAGGGCAUACUGUAAAUAAAAGUGAAUGUUAAGGUUAUUUAAAUAAGAGUUUAAUGAGAUUGAAGGGCAUAAUUAGAAAGGAAAAAAAAGCAUUUUAUUUUAUUUUAUUUAAGUUCAAUGUUUAUCACUCUCUGCAUAAAUGUAUCCCUCUCCU
This is a messenger RNA of Cynara cardunculus var. scolymus (artichoke), 2687 nucleotides long. Its product is annotated as protein FAR1-RELATED SEQUENCE 9. The record is from RefSeq and is a predicted model, not a curated record. Gene Ontology annotation, molecular function: zinc ion binding. The transcript is spliced from 4 exons. Lineage: Eukaryota; Viridiplantae; Streptophyta; Magnoliopsida; Asterales; Asteraceae. Gene Ontology annotation, biological process: regulation of DNA-templated transcription. The coding region runs from base 666 to 2381 and encodes 571 amino acids.